Messenger RNA from Juglans microcarpa x Juglans regia, 1257 nucleotides. RefSeq names its product alpha N-terminal protein methyltransferase 1. Gene Ontology annotation, cellular component: cytoplasm. Gene Ontology annotation, molecular function: methyltransferase activity. The record is from RefSeq and is a predicted model, not a curated record. Bases 135 to 965 code for a protein of 276 amino acids. The transcript has 8 exons. Gene Ontology annotation, biological process: N-terminal protein amino acid methylation. Lineage: Eukaryota; Viridiplantae; Streptophyta; Magnoliopsida; Fagales; Juglandaceae.
AUCUCUACUCCUUACCUUCCGCUUAUUUCCCUCCGAAGGAUACCCACUUUACCCUCUUCCCUCGCAGUGGAUUUUGUUUCCUUCCCCUCCUAACUCCGAAGCGAAGGCAGCCGUCACAGGCCACAGUUCACGCGAUGGAGGUCGGAGGAUCAGAUUCUGAUGGCCGCGAGUUCAAGAACGCCGACGAGAUGUGGAGGGAACAGGUCGGUGAUCCCAGCAAGAAGACCGACUGGUACCACCAAGGCGUUGGCUAUUGGCAAGGCGUCGAGGCAUCGGUGGAUGGGGUUCUGGGAGGGUAUGGGCAUGUGAAUGAGGCGGACGUUCAUGGUAGCGAAGCUUUUCUCAAGACCCUCUUGACUGAAAGAUACCCCAAUGCUGGCACAGACGGCCACCUCGUUGCACUUGAUUGUGGUGCUGGCAUUGGAAGAGUCACCAAAAAUCUUCUCAUAAGAUAUUUCAAUGAGGUUGAUCUUCUCGAACCUGUUUCACAUUUCUUAGAGGCUGCCCGUGAAAAUUUGUCUCCUGAAAAUCAUAUGUCCCCAGACAUUCACAAAGCCAACAAUUUUUUGUGUAUGCAUCUUCAGGAAUUCACUCCGGAUGCAGAAAGAUAUGAUGUUAUAUGGGUGCAGUGGUGCAUUGGGCAUCUUACAGAUGAUGACUUUGUGUCAUUCUUUAAGAGGGCUAAGGCUGGCCUAAAACCUGGUGGAUUCUUUGUUCUGAAGGAGAACAUAGCAAAAACUGGAUUUGUGCUCGAUAAUGAAGAUCGAAGCAUCACCAGGUCUGAUUUAUACUUUAAGGAGCUCUUUCGUCAUUGUGGACUACAUCUAUACAAAUCAAAGGAUCAAAGGGGAUUGCCUGAAGAAUUAUUUGCUGUAAAGAUGUAUGCAUUAACUACUGAUUCACCAAAGAAGGUUUGCAAGACCAGAUCUAAAGGGCAAGCCAAUAGACCUAGAAUCAUCAAGUGAAGUAGCAUAGAAGGAGCUAGGCUUUCUCAACCAAACAGAGAUUUUGUGACUUGUAGAAUUUGAAGACUAGUCCAGGUCUGCAAUUUGCUAGAAUACUCUGCCCUCAGAUUCUUGUAAAAUUCUAUCUUUUCUACCUUGUUCAUGUAUUGUUAGUUUUGUGAGUUUAACCAGCUUUUAUUCACCCACAACUUCUAUACUUUGUUCCAAAGCUACAUAUUAUAUUUUUUUUCGGUUGUAAUCAUGCCCAUCACUGUAAAAUAAUAGCCUUGAAGGCUCUGUUUACGUUGGUUCC